GAUUUCAAAGCCCAUCAACUAGCUUAAAAACCUUCACUUGCACAGAGAUGGAAAAAAUGGAUUAUAGCCAGAAAACAAAUUGAAGAACAGAGAAAGAAAGGGAACACAAAACCAUACCCCCAUUUCCUUUCAUUUUCAUCUCUCUCUGCUAAAACUCUGCCAGUAAUCAAGAGUUUUGGGGAGAGAGAAUCAGAAGAAAAAAAAAAAAGGAGUUUUAGAGAGAGAGUUUAAGAUUUUUCCUCUGUCAGAGUGUGAAGAGGUUUCUUGGGGGAGUUUCUGUUUGGCUAUCCAGAAAGAAAAAUCAUAGGAUUUUGCCUUGUUUUUUCAUUUUUGGAGACUAAAGAAGCUAAAUUUAGUUUUGCAAAUUCUACUGUUGACUGCUGCUUAAGAUGAAUGAAGAUAGACAAAUGGAAGUACAUUAUAUCGACACCGGGUUUCCUUACACAGUUACGGAGAGCUUCAUGGAUUUCUUUGAAGGGCUUCACCAACAUCAAGUACCUGCUUAUGGCAAUGCUGUACCAUUGCUCGAUCAGGGAAAUGCUUACUGGUCAAUGAAUAUGCAAUGUUACAAAUUUGGAGUAUCUGAUCAUGGGAAUACUUAUUAUGGCCAUUCGGAGGAAAGUCACCAUUUACCACCUUCAAUGGAUGUUGGUGAAAGGGAAUGGGAGUAUCCUACUUCAGUGGCGAAUGUCGAAAUUCCCGAACCAACAUAUGCUCCAUCAGUGGAGGAGGAUGUUGUAGAUGCUCAUUCUAUACCAGAAGAAUGUGAUUUAAGCCAUCAGGAGGAGACCAGUACUUCUCAAGUUACAUGGCAAGAUGAGAUUGAUCCUGACCACAUGACCUAUGAGGAACUGUUGGACUUAGGUGAAUCAGUUGGAACUGAAAGUCGGGGUCUUUCUGAAGAACAAAUAAGUUUGCUUCCGACUGCGCGAUUCAAAUUAACGAGCUUUUUCUCGAGAAAAAAGCCCGAGGAGAGAUGUGUGAUUUGCCAAAUGAGGUACAAGAGAGGGGACAAACAAAUAAAAUUACCCUGCAAGCAUUUUUACCACAACAAAUGCAUAACCAAAUGGCUGACCAUCAACAAAAUAUGUCCGAUCUGCAACAUCGAGGUGUUCGGAGAUGGAAGCAUGAAUGCAUCAGGAAACGAUAACCGACAGUAGAUUUUGGAAGCUCUAACAUUUUGUUCCUCAUUCAUCUUUUCCCAUUUUUGCCUUCUCACUUUCAUUUCUUUCCCCCAUUUUGUACAUCUCUACUUAACUAAGUGAAUUAAGUUCUCUAAUCCUUAAUCUCUCUCUCCCCACAUUUGCCCUAUGCUCACAGAAAGAAAAGUGUACCCCUCUUUUAACUUGUCAACUGCGUAGCCUGAAGAUUGAAGUCUAGUUAUUUUCUUAGAUUAAGAUUAGCUUAUUUUGUAGUCAUUUUUCGGAUUGAGGGUCGUGUCAAACUGCAUUGAAUGAGGAUGUUCGUAGGUUGGGGUGAGUUAGAUUAGGUUAAUAUAGACGUCUUGGAUCUAAUCUAAUUGUUCAAGUUACAUAUUUGUUCAAUCUAAGUGACUUUUGUUAGUAAUAGACCAUGAAUUCAUUUGGUCAUUUAUUUCAAGUUUUGUAAAA
Molecule: messenger RNA, 1610 nt
Organism: Benincasa hispida (wax gourd)
Lineage: Eukaryota; Viridiplantae; Streptophyta; Magnoliopsida; Cucurbitales; Cucurbitaceae
Gene: BB
Product: RING/U-box superfamily protein
Biological process (GO): protein ubiquitination; floral organ development; negative regulation of organ growth
Molecular function (GO): ubiquitin conjugating enzyme binding; ubiquitin-protein transferase activity
Source: RefSeq, a predicted model, not a curated record